AUGGAAAAACUGUUUUUAUAUCUGCUGUUAAUUGGCAUGGCAGUGAAGGCCCAGGUUUGUCCCAAACGCUGCAUCUGUCAGAAUCUGUCUCCAAACCUUGCAACUCUUUGUGCCAAAAAGGGACUCCUCUUUGUUCCAUCAAACAUCGAUAGAAGGACAGUUGAGCUACGUCUAGGAGAUAACUUCAUUACUAUCAUCAAAAGAAAAGACUUUGCUAAUAUGACCAGCCUGGUUGAUCUUACCCUGUCAAGGAAUACAAUAAACUAUGUUGCACCGCAAGCUUUUGCAGACCUGCGUAACCUGCGGGCUUUACAUCUGAACAGCAACAGACUAACCCAGAUUACAAAUGAUAUAUUUAGUGGACUUUCAAACCUCCACCAUCUCGUAGUCAAUAACAAUCAACUGGUUGACAUUUCCUCUGAAGCUUUCAAUGAUAUUUUGCUGUCACUCGAAGAGUUGGAUGUAUCCUAUAAUAACUUAAAAUCUAUACCCUGGGAAGCAGUUCAGAAGAUGGUCAACUUGCAUACUUUCAGUAUGGACCAUAACAUGAUUGAACACAUCGAUGAGGGAACCUUUUCCCACCUUCAUAAAUUGACACGAUUGGAUAUGACUUCUAAUAAAUUGCGGAAGCUCCCGCCUGACCCGUUAUUCACUAGAGCUCAGGUAUUAGCUUCCUCAGGUCUCCUGAGCCCACCCAGCUUUACGUUGAGCUUUGGAGGGAAUCCUUUGCAUUGCAACUGUGAGCUGCUCUGGCUGCGCCGCCUUUCAAGGGAGGAUGAUCUGGAGACUUGCGCCUCACCUCCGCACCUAACUGGCCGAUACUUUUGGUCCAUUCCAGAAGAAGAGUUUAUCUGUGACCAGCCGCUCAUUACUCGUUACACGCAUGAGCUCAGAGUUUUAGAAGGACAACGAGCAACACUGAAGUGCAAGGCUAUUGGGGACCCAGAUCCCUCCAUCCACUGGAGCUCACCUGAAGGCAAGCUUAUUUCAAAUUCAUCACGAACAGCCUUAUACAAUAAUGGAACUUUAGACAUCCUGAUAACGACUGUCAAAGAUACAGGCACUUUCACCUGCAUUGCUUCGAAUGCUGCUGGAGAAACCACUGCAGUGGUGGAACUUCAUAUAAUCAAACUCCCACAUUUAGUCAACAGUACAAACCAUAUUCAUGAGCCUGAUCCUGGUUCAUCAGACAUUUCAACUUCCACUAAAUCUGGCUCCAAUACUAGUAACAGUGUUAGUGACACUAAAGCCAAGCCAGAAAAGAGGGUGGCCGUUGCUGAAACAUCAUCAUCAUCUGCACUGAUUAAAUUUAAUUUGCAACAUAAUAUCCCUGGCAUUCGUAUGUUCCAGAUUCAGUAUAAUGGCUCUUAUGAUGACUCACUUGUUUACAGAAUGAUUCCAUCCACAAGCAAAACGUUCCUUGUUACUAACCUGGCUGCAGGAACACAGUAUGAUUUGUGUGUCUUGGCAAUCUACGAUGAUGGCAUCACGUCUCUCACAGCUACUAGGGUUGUUGGCUGCAUACAGUUUACCACAGAUGAGGAUUAUGUCCGCUGCCAUUUUAUGCCCUCCCAGUUUCUGGGAGGAACCAUGAUAAUUAUAAUAGGUGGAAUUAUUGUAGCUUCUGUGUUGGUCUUCAUUAUUAUACUGAUGAUUCGAUAUAAGGUGUGUAAUAAUAAUGACUCGCACAAGAUCACAAAGGUUAGUAACGUCUACUCGCAGACAAAUGGAGCUCACUUGCAAAUGUGUGGUGGCAUGUUUCCUCAUUCAAAUUCUAAAGUCAUCAUGGGACAUGAAGAAAAUUCACAGUAUCAGAAAGAUCCCAGUACAGCCAAAACACAGCCGUUGGAUUCUGUUUCAGUCCAGGACUCUGCUACUGCUACCUCCACCAUGUCACCUGACUGGACUACAGGUGUCAGUACAUCUCAAAAGCUGAAAAGAAAGGCUGGGCCAAAGUCAAGUGUUGAAACACCAAUGGAAGCUUUCACCAAUGUCGAGUUAUCCAAAAAGAAAAGGGAAAAUACUGCCAUUUUACACAAGCCCUCUUGUGCUCCAGUUUCUUUGAAAGAGACUCCCACUUUUAGACGAGCACAAUCCAAGCCUAUCAAAUACCUUACUCUGCCAGCUGAAACAAGCAGAGCUAAGCGGAGGUACUCGCUCAAUGGAGAUUUAUCAGAGUAUCAUUGCUAUACUCAUUCACAAAAUAUUAGCAGCCUGUGGUCAAAAAGAAGCAUGUCCAUGAAUGGGAUGCUAUUACAGUUGGAAAGCUCUGAUGGUGAUAGUGGGAAAGCCACCUUCUCAAGUUCUGAAUGGAUAAUGGAAAGCACCGUGUGA
Messenger RNA from Hypanus sabinus (Atlantic stingray), 2334 nucleotides. RefSeq names its product leucine rich repeat and fibronectin type III domain containing 5a (gene lrfn5a). Gene Ontology annotation, molecular function: protein binding. The transcript has 2 exons. The record is from RefSeq and is a predicted model, not a curated record. Lineage: Eukaryota; Metazoa; Chordata; Chondrichthyes; Myliobatiformes; Dasyatidae. The coding region runs from base 1 to 2334 and encodes 777 amino acids.